AUGACAAUCUUUAAGUUCGUUAAUUUGCUUAUUGUUGCAUUCGUUUUAGGCUUCAUCUUAAUGAUGAUGUUUGAUAUUCUCAGAAAUAUGAUUUACAAUUCAAGACUUUAACAAAUAUAAGAGGAAUACAAAGAACUUAUUCUAUAGCAAAAAUAAGUUUAAUAAUUAGGAAACAAUUAAAGAAAAGCUUAGAGAUUGAGAAGAUAAAUGAGAGAACUUAAUAGAUUGCAGGCGAGAUAACUAAGUUUAAGUUUGCAAGAUAUGGACAUACCAUCUAGUUAGGACACUUCUACUCCUCACGCUUCCCAUUUGAUUAGGACCCUCUAGUCUAAUUUGACCUAUCACUCGGAGGCAAAUGAGUGGAGGCUUGAUUAACAUCAACAAUUACACAAUGCCAAUGAGAAUAUUCAUCACAAUGUAAAUGGUGAUACAAUGGAACUCCUUGCAUCUUCUGCCAGAAAUUCAACCACUCCAAUUAGACCAUAUUAGCACCAUAAUCUUUCAGAGAGAGCGAAUCACAGAUAGAGUGAAGAAGGUAUUGGAGGUGUAAUUUCAGGAUAAAGUGAGCAAAUGCCUCAUUCUUAAGGUCUAAGCAAUGAUAAUUAGACUGAAAUAAGUUAGCGAAGAGAGUACCACCGAGGUUACUUCAGUAAUCUGAGGCCUAGACGACCAAGGAAUGCUUUACAAGUUCUUGAUGAGGACGAGCAGGAAGACUAGCAGUAAACGGAUCAUGAAUUAAACGUCUAGCGAUAUGCCUAGUAAAUCGCAAAUAUGCUGCUGGAGUAAGAAUAAUUAGGGAGAGAUUAGACCGCAGCUGAAGAAGAAACUUAGCCUGAACAUAUUCCAACUCAAAGUUUGAUUCUUGAGAAUACAAAUCGAAGUGUGUUAUAAAGCAGCAGAGGACCAAGAUUAUCCCCAAUAAAGCCCAUGAGUUUCUUUAGGAAAACUAUUCCUGAAUUCUGGUUAGAGAUCCUCGAGAAGGAUAACUAGAUGAUGUUCUCAAUCAUGAAGGCUUUUGGUUCAUUAGCCUGUUUACUUUACUAUCGAAUCGGUAAAUUAUGCAAAGAAAGAACUGAUAUAAGAGACUUGCGUUUAUUAAGUUGCACAACUAGUAAUUCACUUAAUGAGGCAAAGAGAGAGGAAGAUGGAGGAAAGUACUAUGAACUGAAAUUCUUGACCUUGACAUUGGACUUUUUCAAUUACAACAUAAGUUUAGCCAAGAGAGAUUUAGACUCAAAGAUAAAAGUGGAUUUACUCGUUUCAACUUUCCCAUCUUUAAGAGAAUUAAGAUAAUCGAUCGAGAAUUACUUCACUCACAAAGAUGAUUACAUUGUCUAUAAAAUAGUGCUUGAGAUGUAUGAAAGAUAUUAUCAAGAAUUUGGAGGGGUUGGCCUCCAUAAGUUAAGGAAAUAAGUGAUACCUUUCGCGAAGAGAUUUUAUUCUAAACUUGAUUCUGAUAAGUUUUAAGAAUUAAAAAAUGCUACCAGACAUUUUAAACAGUAUUAUCCGAAUGAAUAUCUUCAGUAUUAUGAGAGAAAGAGAAUGGACAUUGACAAUUUAGGAAGAGAAACUAAGAAAUCAAAAUAUAUUAUGUGA
Molecule: messenger RNA, 1596 nt
Organism: Stylonychia lemnae
Lineage: Eukaryota; Ciliophora; Spirotrichea; Sporadotrichida; Oxytrichidae
Source: the annotation of a GenBank genome assembly